Fundulus heteroclitus (mummichog) is the source of this 2550-nucleotide messenger RNA. RefSeq names its product NLR family CARD domain-containing protein 3-like. Gene Ontology annotation, molecular function: protein binding. NCBI's taxonomy places the organism in Eukaryota, Metazoa, Chordata, Actinopteri, Cyprinodontiformes, Fundulidae. The record is from RefSeq and is a predicted model, not a curated record. The annotation marks the transcript as partial. The transcript has 6 exons.
GGUCUGCAGGAGGUUCUAGAGGAACAUAAGAUCAGUCUGAGGAGGAGAUGUGAACGUGUGACUGAAGGAAGUGAUGAACCAGGAAGUAGAACCCUCCUCAACAGGAUCUACACUGAUCUCUACAUCACAGAGGGACAGAGUGAAGAGGUUAAUACCCAACAUGAGGUGAAGCAGCUGGAGAGAGCUUCCAGGAUCCAGAACCUCCAUGACUCUCCAAUCAGGUGCCACGACAUCUUUAAAGCCUUACCUGACCAACAUGGAGCCAUCAGAGUGGUUCUGACCAACGGCGUCGCUGGUGUUGGAAAAACCUUCUCAGUGCAGAAGUUCACUCUGGACUGGGCCGAGGGCUUGGAGAACCAAGAUGUCCGUGUGGUGGUUCUGCUGUCGUUCAGGGAGCUGAACCUGAUCAGAGGUGAGCAGCACAGUCUUCUCACGCUGCUCCAUGUUUUCCAUCCAACCCUCCAGAAGCUCCCAGCAGAGCAGCUGGCUGCCCACAAACUUCUCUUCAUCUUUGACGGCCUGGAUGAAAGCAGACUUUCUCUGGACUUCAACCACAGUCGGCUUGUUUCUGACGUCACACAGAAGUCAUCAGUCGACGUUCUGCUGACAAACCUCAUCAAGGGGAACCUGCUUCCCUCGGCUCUGGUCUGGAUCACCUCCAGACCUGCAGCGGCCAAUCAGAUCCCUCCUUCAUGUGUUGCCAGGGUAACAGAGGUACGAGGCUUCACCGACGCCCAGAAGGAGGAGUACUUCAGGAGGAGGUUCAGUGAUGAAGAGCUGUCCAGCAGAAUCAUCUCCCACAUCAAGACCUCCAGGAGCCUCCACAUCAUGUGUGGAAUCCCAGUCUUCUGCUGGAUCACUGCUACGGUUCUGGAGAACAUGUUGACCACAGAGCAGAGAGGAGAGCUGCCCAAGACCAUGACUGACAUGUACUCUCACUUCCUGCUGGUCCAGACCAGGAGGAAGAAGAACAAGUACCAUGAAGGACAUGAGAGGAGUCCACAGGAGCUGAUGGAGGCUGACAGGGAAGUUCUCCUGAAGCUGGGGAGGCUGGCGUUAGAACAUCUGGAGAAAGGAAACAUCAUGUUCUACCAAGAAGACCUGGAGCAGUGUGGUCUGGAUGUCACAGAGGCCUCGGUGUACUCAGGAGUUUGUACAGAGAUCUUCAAGAGAGAGAGUGUGAUGUUCCAGAAAGCAGUCUACUGCUUUGUUCAUCUGAGCAUUCAGGAGUUUCUGGCUGCAGUCUACAUGUUCCACUGCUUCACCAGCAGGAACACAGAGGUGAUGAACAGAUUCUUGGGGGAACAUCACACCAUCAAGAGCCUGUUGGGAUACUUCAGGAAAACAUCUCUGGAGGACUUCCUGAAGAGAAUCAUGGAGAAAUCCCUCUUCAGUAAAAAUGGCCACCUGGACCUGUUUGCUCGCUUCCUUCAUGGCCUCUCUGUGGAGUCCAACCAGAGACUCUUAGGAGGCCUGCUGGGUCAGACAGAGAACAGUCCAGAAACCAUCCAGAGAGUCAUCAACAACCUGAAGGAGAUGAACACUGUUAGAAUCUCUCCAGACAGAAGCAUCAACAUCUUCCACUGUCUGAUGGAGAUGAAGGACCUCUCAGUUUAUCAGGAGAUCCAACAGUUCCUGAAAUCAGAGAACAGAUCAGAGAAGCUCUCAGAGAUCCAGUGCUCAGCUCUGGCCUACAUGCUGCAGAUGUCAGAGGAGGUUCUGGAUGAGUUGGACCUGCAGAAGUACAACACAACAGCAGCAGGACGACUUAGACUGAUUCCAGCUGUGAGGAACUGCAGAAAGGCUCGAUUGGAGAGCUGCAGUUUAUCAGAGAUCAGCUGUUCUUCUCUGGUUUUGGCGCUGAAGUCCAACCCCUCCCAUCUGACAGAACUGGACCUGAGUGGAAACGACCUGAAAAAUGCUGGAGUGAAGAAGCUCUGUGGUUUUCUCCAGACUCCCCUCUGCAAACUACAGAUAUUGAGAUUGAAGUGCUGCAGUUUGUCAGAGAUCAGCUGUUCUUCUCUGGUAUUGGCUCUGAAGUCCAACCCCUCCCAUCUGACAGAACUGGACCUGAGUCACAACAACGACCUGAAAGAUGCUGGAGUGAAGGAGCUCUGUGGUUUUCUCCAGACUUCCCUCUGCAAACUACAGAUAUUGAGAUUGAGGGACUGCAGUUUGUCAGAGAUCAGCUGUGAUUCUCUGUGUUUGGCGCUGAAGUCCAACCCGUCCCAUCUGACAGAACUGGACCUGAGUGACAACGACCUGAAAGAUGCUGGAGUGAAGGAGCUCUGUGGUUUUCUCCAGACUCCCCUCUGCAAACUACAGAGAUUGAGAUUGUGGAACUGCAUGUUGUCAAAGAUCAGCUGUGAUUCUCUGUGUUCGGCGCUGAAGUCCAACCCGUCCCAUCUGACAGAUCUGGACCUGGGAUGGAACGACCUGAAGAAGUCAGAUGUUCAGCAGCUGCAGGAUCUUGUAAACAGACUACAUACGGGAAUCUGUGGAGUGGUGGGGAUCAUCUUAGAGGAGAGAAGCUGAGCUGUCCUGAUGAUC